UCUCGAGUUCUCUCGCAGCAUCAAUGUGUUUCAAAAUGGCCGACACAGAAGCGGGACUGGGAACCGGUUAUGAUGCAUCAUCAGAACAAGACUUACCACCAUCUGGAGAUGAUGAAAUGCUAAAAGAUUCCAGCCCCAGUAUGGCACAGGACAAAGAAAACACAACAGACGAUGAAGAAGGUGGACUAUGUUAUUGUGGCAAGGACCGUAACCUUGGAUCUGUAGAACUUCAAUGUGCCUCCUGCCUCAGAUUCUACCACUCAGAGUGUAUCAGUUGUUAUUUAGGCAAAUGUCUUCCAUUUAUGACAAAUUACCACUUCAUCUGCAAGAGGUGUAAUCCAAAUGGAUUGGAAAGCUUCACCAAAAAGCAAGCCAGUUUCAGCCAGAUGUGCCACACAGUUGUUGCAAACCUUACCUAUCAGAAUGCUCCAACUAGGAUAUUUUCUAAGGACACUGAAAUCAUUCCAUUCUUUGAGAAGCAUUGGGAAACUUUGACAUAUAUGGCACAAAGAAAGAAACCAACAUGGCAUAACACUAUCCACAAGACUAUGAUGAAAGAAACAGACAUUUUCCUUUGUGUAGAAGAAAGAGCGGGAGAUCCUCACUUCGGUUUGUUAAGUGAGGACCUUUCAAAAAUUGGCCCGGCAUAUGGUAAUUCUGGGGAUGCUAAAUUAUCAUCUUCAUUGAAUGACAGUAAGGGUCGCAGUGCAAAGAGGAAAGCUGCUCCAGCUGACCCUAACUGGGUUCCACCGGGAUUCAAGCAAAAGAAAGGAGAGGUCACCACAGCCACCAAACUGGCUCCUCAUGGCUACCCUUUAGAACAUCCAUUCAACAAAGAUGGCUAUCGUUACAUUCUGGCUGAGCCUGAUCCACAUGCUCCAAACAGACAAGCAUUUGAUGAGAGUGUUGAGUGGGCUGGUAAACCUAUACCAGGGUAUUUGUACAGAACGUUUUUGGGCUCACAGGUGCUCCUGGCUUUACAUGACAGAGCUCCACAGCUGAAGAUCUCAGAUGACAGAUUGACAGUUACUGGAGAGAAGGGCUAUAGCAUGGUCAGAGCUACUCACUGUGUGAACAAAGGCGGUUGGUACUUUGAAGUCAAAAUAGAUGAGAUGCCUCCAGAGACAGCAGUCAGGAUGGGGUGGUCCAUGACACUGGGAAAUCUCCAAGCCCCAUGUGGUUAUGACAAAUUCAGUUACUCCUGGAGAUCCAAGAAAGGCACCCGUUUCCAUGAGAGCAGAGGCAAACAUUACAGUGAGGGUUAUGGUGAAGGGGAUGUAGUAGGCUUCUACAUAUAUCUACCAUGGCCUACAAAACCUGGAAAAUUACUUCCAGCCACAUAUAAAGACAGGCCCUUGGUGAAGUUUAAAAGCCAUCUUUACUACGAGGAGAAGGACAAUGUACAAGACACUGAGAAGAAUCUAAAGCCAGCAGUUGGAAGCAAGUUGAUAAUGUUCAAGAAUGGAAUCAGUCAGGGGGUGGCAUGGACGGAUAUACAUGAAGCCAGCUACUACCCGUGUAUUUCCUUGUACAAGAAUGCUACAGUUACCCUAAACUUUGGUCCAGAUUUUAAAUACCCACCCAAGGAUUUGGAGAACUUCCAACCAAUCUCAGCAGCAGCAGAGGAUGCAGUCAUAGAAAAUACACUCUCAGAAAUUCUUUACCAUGUAGAAAAUGAAGGCAAGCACCCGGACUUUUUGUAGUAAAAGACAUGAACAAAACAAAUGCAGCCAUCAAGACUUUUUGUAGUCAGUUGAAAAUGAAGAUUACAUAUUCCUGUAGGCACUUUUGCACACGUCAUUGGUAUUGGACAUUUCAGUGAAUUCAGGGUUAAAUUGUGACAUUAGUUUAAUCAAGCUGCAAAUCUCCACUAAGUCAUGUCAAGUUUGUAUAAUUUGAAAGAAAGUGGUGACAAUCAAAAUCUGUUUAUUGCAACAGAUAACAUAUGAUAAGGUAUACUUGAAUAUUACAUUAAAAAUAAUGCUGAAUUGUAAACAAUAUCUUAAAACUUAAACAUGAAAACCAUUUUAAUAAUAUAUUGCAAGUUUGGUAUAUCAGGAUCAAAAUUAUCAUUCCAAAUAUGUUACAAAAUUUUAGUUCACAUUUUGCUGUAUUUUAGAAAGACUAGACAAGAAGACCAAAUUCUGAAUUGGUGACAUGAUAUAUGUUCAGUCUCUCUUUUAAGAUAGUUCUGAAUAGCCACAUUUUAUUGUACUAGACCUACCCAACUACCAGACUCGGCACCAAAGGGUCCAAAAUUCACCAUUAGAUCGGAUAAUGCUAUCCGUUUUCAUGGUGUGUAUCAGUAUGCACUUCGAAGUAUCAGACACGACACCAUCUUGCCUGGUACACAAUGUGAUAGCGAUGAUUCUGAGUGGGAUUGGAAAGUAGUGCGUCUCAUCAAGAUUCAUGCACUUCUGCUAUUUUUCCCUGUUUUAUGUAAUAAAUCAAACAAUACCGUGACUUUUUAACAUUAAGUUUAGGUUUGGACAUAACCAACUAUGUUAUGCAGUUUUUCUUGUGAAAAUACAUAUAGAUGUGUAUAUUCUCACUUAGCUAGAAAUUCAUCAUAACAAUUUUAACAUAUAAUCAUUUGUUUUAGCUAGAAAUUCGUCAGAACAAUUUUAACAUAUAAUCAUUUGCUUUACUGUUAAAAAAAUAAAUCAGACGUUACCCGUUAAAAUGAUUUGAUUUUUUUCAUCGGCUACACCUGUCAUAUCGUUGUAUUCUUACGACUCUUAUUUGAGGAAAAUGAGGGUAUGAUACUGUGAAAUGCGUACUGAUAUGCACCUUGAAAACAGGUAGUGUGAUCCGAUCUACUGGUGAAUUCAGGAUCAUUCAGUGCUGAGUCUGGUAUUUGGGUAGGCCUGUGUACUUACAACCCAUUUUUAGAGGAUAACAAAGUGAUAACAGGACUUCAUUGUUGAAGUCAAGUGUUCACUGACUUUUUAACUUUAAAAAAAUAUGAAGUUGAAACUAAAAUAGUUGAAGUUGGAAAACUUUUGUUUUUAACUUUAAAAAAACUGUAAAUAGUAAAUAUGGAGUUAAAACUAAAAUAGCUGAAGUUGGAAAAUUUUUGAAGGCAAUCUUGCUGUCUUACAAGAAAAAGAUUUGAACCUAAUAGUACCUGUGGAAGGUUGUAUUGGCCUCAGUUUGCAAAAUAUUAGAAGGUUAAUUCUAUGUUCUGUAGACCUGCUUGGCUGUACAACAGGUAAAAAUGGCAUAUUUGGUCCUUAGUUAAACACUAUGAGUACAUUUCAUGAAGACAUGUACCUCAAUUGUAUGGGAUGCUCUCAUCCUACAUUGUAAAAUAAAUAUAUUACUUUUUUUUUCAGUUCUUUAUUAUAAAACCUGUUAUAUUCUGUCACAAAAUUUUGUUUCUUUUAUACCAAUAAACAGUUGCUUUGGUGA
Molecule: messenger RNA, 3411 nt
Organism: Lingula anatina
Lineage: Eukaryota; Metazoa; Brachiopoda; Lingulata; Lingulida; Lingulidae
Product: set1/Ash2 histone methyltransferase complex subunit ASH2
Cellular component (GO): Set1C/COMPASS complex
Molecular function (GO): transcription cis-regulatory region binding; protein binding
Source: RefSeq, a predicted model, not a curated record